Manduca sexta (tobacco hornworm) is the source of this 3477-nucleotide messenger RNA. RefSeq names its product protein dead ringer (gene retn). Gene Ontology annotation, biological process: regulation of transcription by RNA polymerase II. Bases 204 to 1895 code for a protein of 563 amino acids. The record is from RefSeq and is a predicted model, not a curated record. The transcript is spliced from 11 exons. Gene Ontology annotation, cellular component: nucleus. Lineage: Eukaryota; Metazoa; Arthropoda; Insecta; Lepidoptera; Sphingidae. Gene Ontology annotation, molecular function: DNA binding.
CGCCGCCGCUUGCCAUACCAUACCGUGCGAGCAUCGCAGCCGCUCGUCCGUCGCGCCGGGUGUCGUCUCGUCUCGUCCCGUCUCGUUGCAUGUCCGACGCGUGUGUGUGAGGCUUGCGCGCGCCUCGGUGCCUGUUCAUUCCCUCGUGCCCCAAAACCGCCAAGAUUCGGGUGAAGAAUCGUGAGCCGGUGCCGGCGUACGCCAUGGCCGACGCCGACCGUGACUCGGACCUUGGCGACGACAGUCCUGUGUGGCUCACCAAACUGGCAACCCCGACCCUGAUGUCAGCGCGGUCCGAAGGCGAAUCCUCGGGUGAGCAGUCCUGUGAGAGCUCCGACGAGGGCGUGGGUCGCGACGCGCCGCAGCCGCCGCACCAGCACCAGGCCCUGCAGCAGCCCCCCCACACCAUGACGCACCACCAGAUCAACCAGAUCACGCAGCACCAGAGGAACUCGCCCCGACCGCUUGACAGAGAGCUCAAGGUCCGAGACGACUUUGAAUCUUUAAAGUCUUCGCUGCACCCUCACUUAUCAUCCUUGGCUUCAUUAGCUCAAGGUGCCCCACUGUCCACAUCGAGCAGUGUGUUCGCGCUGGCAGGGGCAGGGGCUCCAGGAGGCUUUCCCUACGCGCCUCCUGCGUUCCUGGCCCCUGCCCCGCCGCCGCCCGCGCAGCCAGUGGGCUCUGCCUCGUCUUCCUCAUCGGAAGGCAGCGCCGCUGGCUGGAGCUUCGAAGAACAGUAUAAGCAGGUUCGUCAGCUGUACGAGAUCAGCGAUGAUCCGCAGAGGAAGGAGUUCUUGGACGACCUAUUCUCCUUCAUGCAGAAACGUGGCACUCCUAUCAACCGGUUGCCGAUCAUGGCCAAGUCUGUGUUGGACUUGUACGAGUUGUACAACCUGGUGAUAGCGCGUGGCGGGCUCGUCGAGGUGAUCAACAAGAAGUUGUGGCAGGAGAUCAUCAAGGGGCUCCGGCUGCCGUCCUCGAUCACUUCUGCUGCGUUCACGCUGCGCACACAAUACAUGAAGUACUUGUACGACUACGAGUGUGAGAAGAAGAACCUCUCCACUCGCAGCGAGCUGGACGCUGCUAUAGAAGGCAAUAAACGCGAGGGCAGGCGCGCCUCCGGACAGUAUGAUGCGCAAGCGGCGCUUGCUAUGAACUACUUUUCUGUCCCGCAGCCGCCGCUGAACCGCGGUGUUCCGGCGUCUCUUGCGCAGCUGUCCCAGCACAUGCAGCCGUUGUCGUUGUCCCUAGGUGGUGGGGUGGGGGUCCCGCGACUUCCCCCACUGCCCCCCCACGCACCACACAUCUCCCAGCACGACAUAGAGUACCGCGUGCGGGAGUACAUGAAGAUGAUACAACAGCAGCGGGAAUUGAUGAGGAAUGGUUCAGAAUCGCCUCCAGGCGGCAACGGUCCUGCGCCGAUGAUGUCGCCGCGCGACGCUGCCGCGCUCAGUGCCAUCGACGUGUCGCGGCUCACGCUGUGGUCGCUCUACAACAACAACAAUAACAACAGCCCGCAACCGGACCUCGAACCGCAACGUGAGGCGCUAAAUCUAAGCGAAAGUCCGAACUCGAACGUGAGCAUCAAGCGUGAAGCGUGUCGCUCCCCUCCCCCGCCGGCGAAGCGCCGCACCCCGCGGCCGCCUUCCCCCAGGCUCCCCUCGCCGCCGCGCCAGGCGUGCAUGCCCACCACGCCUCAGUCACAACUCAACGGAGGCAGCGCCACUAACGGAGUCAAUGGGGCGGCUUUCAAAAUUACUACUCGAGGUGAUGCAAGCACAGGUGAUCAACAACUCGUCGUGUCAAUAGAACUGAACGGAGUAACAUACGAAGGAGUUCUCUUCCCAUCGCAGAACGGCAACGGCCAAAACGGUCACAGGCAAAUGGUGUCCUAAACACAACAAACAAGUUAUUAGUAUUUAUUUUCGUAUAUUGUGUCCCAGUACGGCAAAUUUCAAUGAUAAGUGUUUGUUGCUGAAUUUCUAAGGUUUGAACACCUGAAGACCUAAAAAGAGCUAUGUACGCUCUAAGUAAUCGACCAUAUCAACACAUAUCAGUUUGAAAUGAUUACGGAGAUUAUUAAAAUUACGCUUCUGUAGUCUAUGUCUGGAAGAUUUAAUGGUCGGGGAGAAAGGAUUAUGUUCAGAUAAAAUAUUAAAAAAUAGAUUUAUUGCAUGAAAUAUGUUCGACCUGCCUCCCCGCCCCUUUCUCCCCUUUUGAACAUAGACCAAAGAGGUUAGGUUUUAUUCAUAUCUCCUGACGCGUGUAGACUUUGGAACCGUCAAACUAUGUUAAAUAUUGUUUUCCAAAUUUCAAUAAGUACAAAAUUCUUACAAGAUAUUAUUUAGUUUCUAUCAAAAAUGUGAUUAAUUUCUUUAUUUCUCAAAAUAUUUAUGCCUAGUUCUCAUAUUAUUCAAUUAACACUGCCUGAGGAAGUAUGCAUAGUUUCUCGAAUGUUCUUUAUUGAUUGUAUGUAUAAUACCUAACGUCAUACAUUGAAAUGACAAUUCUUGUACAUAUAGGUUAUAAUUUUUAUGUUUAAUUUAUGAUUUUAUGACAGAUGUGAGUUAUUGGAUUGUGGCGUUUGUUUGAAAUGUAAAUUAUUGUAAAUAAUGUGGAGUAUUGUAAUUCAUUUUAUACGCCAUUUGUGUUUGUGAUUCGUCUAAAGGUGUAUAUUUUAUUUGUCUAUGAUAAUUCAGUAUUUUAGACUAGUUAUUUAUAAAUAUUUAAUACUGUUUUCUUUACAAAAACAUUCAAUCGUUUUUUAACCAUUUCGUAUAUUUUCAUGGACAUGUUAAUGCGAAGAAAGCAGAUAUUAUAUUUCUGGUUGGUAAUUAUGAAUGAAGACAUUUACAUCUUGAUCUGUUUUAAAUUCUCGAAUACAAUUACUUUUUUAUGUAGUUGCGUAGUUUUAAGUGUAAUAUUAAAACGCGGUUGUUUCGUAUUAUCAGGCUACUUAAUAUUUAUCACAUUCGACGACUAAUAAUAUAUGCCAUUAUCUAAGUUUUAAUGAGUAAAUAGUUAUAAAUUAGAUUAAGGGGUCGUCGUCGUGAUUUUAAAUGAAGAAGUGCAAUUUGAGCGGCAUUUGGUAUUAUCAAAUUCACACUUAUAUGUAGUGCAAUAAGGCAAUAUUUCAAAAUGAUACUACAUCAAACACGAGCUUGUAGCGUUUGUAAAAAAAAUAUAAUUUGUAAAUGACUGAUUUAAUGUUUUUACAAUUAGUUUAUUUAAUUUAAUUUUUAAAAGAAUUAUUUUGUAUAAUUUCAUUAACUUAGGGCUUAUUCGUGCUAAGUAGAGGUAGCUGUUAGUACAUUCCUGACGAUGUACAAUAAUGUUUAAGAACAAUUAAUCUGGCCUACAUAAUAAUAGGUAGGUAGUGUCGGGCCAGCUGAUUGCGCAUUAGCGAAUUUCGUAUUACACCAAAAAUUUUUGAUGUAUUCAAAUAAUUAUACAUGAAUAAAUAAUAUGUAUUGCAUA